Messenger RNA from Meleagris gallopavo (turkey), 2922 nucleotides. Lineage: Eukaryota; Metazoa; Chordata; Aves; Galliformes; Phasianidae. The record is from RefSeq and is a predicted model, not a curated record.
CAGAAAGGCAUGGAUACUAUUUGGAUGUAAUCCUGGAGUUCUGAAGCUGAUUACUUUCUUCCUGAUAACGUGCCUUAAAGUUCAGACUGUACUGUGGUGCGUGAGGAGGAGAGGAGUGGUUGCUUUUGCUUUCCUGAGGUGCUGUUGUAGCAGUACUCCAUAGCAAAUCUGCUAUUAUGUGCAGCAGAGGAUUUCAUCACAUUUCAGAAGAGAAUGUUUGGAACUGGGGCUAAAAUCCAGCUGCUAGUGGACAGCUGGCAAGACUUCUUGGAAGAGUAAUAAUGUCGUGUCUAUAGAGAAAGGCAGGAAAAUAUGAUAAAAAUGACUUAAGCUUUUCCUGUUGUUAAUGAGAUAGCUGAAAGUGUAUGGUAAACAUUGUUUGGAAUACAGGGCUGGGUUUUUUCAUUUUGUUUUCCUUAUCUCUACUUUUUCAGAUAUGCUCCUCAGGUGCUUUAUGAGCCCUGUACUCAGGACAUAGUGAUGUUCCUUGUUGUGAUGCUGUGCAACCAGAAUUACAUCCGAAAUCCUUAUUUAGUAGCCAAGCUGGUGGAGGUGAUGUUCAUGACCAAUCCAGCUGUUCAGCCCCGAACACAGAAGUUCUUUGAAAUGAUUGAGAAUCAUCCUCUCUCCACUAAAUUGUUAGUUCCCUCCUUAAUGAAAUUUUACACAGAUGUUGAGCAUACUGGAGCAACUAGUGAAUUCUAUGACAAGUUUACGAUCCGCUACCACAUCAGCACCAUUUUCAAAAGCCUUUGGCAGAAUAUAGCUCACCAUGGUACAUUUAUGGAAGAGUUCAACUCUGGGAAGCAGUUUGUUCGCUACAUCAACAUGCUGAUAAAUGACACAACUUUCUUGCUGGAUGAGAGUCUGGAAUCCCUAAAACGUAUCCAUGAAGUGCAAGAGGAGAUGAAGAAUAAAGAACAAUGGGACCUGCUGCCCAGGGAUCAGCAGCAGGCUCGGCAGUCGCAGCUGGCUCAGGAUGAGCGUGUCUCUCGUUCAUAUCUUGCCCUGGCAACAGAAACUGUUGAUAUGUUCCAUAUCCUUACCAAGCAGGUUCAAAAGCCUUUUCUCAGACCUGAACUUGGACCACGAUUGGCUGCUAUGCUGAACUUUAACUUGCAGCAGCUAUGCGGCCCAAAGUGCCGUGACCUAAAAGUUGAAAACCCUGAGAAAUAUGGGUUUGAACCAAAGAAGCUGUUGGACCAGCUGACUGAUAUUUAUCUACAGCUAGAUUGUGCUCGUUUUGCUAAAGCAAUUGCUGAUGAUCAGAGGUCCUACAGCAAAGAGCUCUUUGAGGAGGUCAUAUCAAAGAUGAGAAAGGCUGGAAUCAAAUCAACCAUAGCAAUAGAAAAAUUCAAACUUCUGGCAGAGAAAGUGGAAGAGAUUGUUGCCAAGAAUGCCCGUGCAGAAAUUGAUUACAGCGAUGCUCCGGAUGAAUUCAGAGAUCCACUCAUGGACACUCUGAUGACUGAUCCUGUGAGGUUGCCAUCUGGAACUAUUAUGGACAGGUCAAUCAUCCUGAGGCAUCUGUUGAAUUCUUCCACUGAUCCCUUCAAUCGUCAGACACUGACAGAAAAUAUGCUGGAACCAGUGCCAGAACUUAAAGAGCAAAUCCAAGCCUGGAUGAGAGACAAGCAGAAUGCUGACCAUUAAGAGUUCCCUUGCAGUGCACGCCAAUACCAGUGGGAAGAGCAGGGCGUGGGCUGUUGGCUGACACUGGGGCAGUUACACUUGGAAAGCUGCUGAUGGGAUUAGCACGCCCACUGGCAUAACUUGCUGUAGCGACCAGAAGCAUGUGGACAAGAAGAAAAGCAGCUUAAAUCUUGUACAUAUAUUUAAGUGAUAACGAUGGUCAAUAACACGGAGGACAAAUUAGGAAGUUGCUUAUGUUACAAAACUGUCCUUCAGUAUGUCACGUUUUGGAGUUUUUACAGCUGAAUUAUUUUAGCAAUGAUGAAUGGAUCAGGGCAGCAUCCCUUCAACCUUAUUUUUUACAGCCGGAUAUCCGUUAAUUUGAUUGUGGUUAGAACCUUGGACAUUUUGCUGCUAAAAUAACUUUUUCCUCUUUCCCUCCCUUCUUCCAACCAUCAGACCUGCACUGCUGUCUUUUUUUUUUUAAUGCAGAAAAAAAUCCCUGUGAAGAAACAAAAUCAUUCCCCUGCCCUCAAAAGAAUAUACUCUGUGCGAUAACUGUGCCUGCAACAAAGUGUUAAUUUUGGGAUCGUAUUUUUAUAUUAUGCAUAUUCACAUAUUUGUUUUUUUAAUUGGUGUUAGAAGACAUGAGGAUAAUUUGCAAAAGGCAAAGAUUUGACAUGUGAAUUUUAAGUUCUGUUAUCUGAGAUGUCCCGCUAUGCUGAUCAAGAUGCUCUGGUAUUUUUGAAAGGCCUUGAUACUGAGAUACAUUACAACAGCUGCCAAGAAUUAGAUGCUUGAGAAUACGAGGAUUUCAGUGACUUUUUAAAGAAAGAAAAUCCAUUCUUUUAUCGCUGCAGAUAUAAUAUAUGCUAAGUGACAGUUCUGAGCCGUUAGAGCUUGUCUGCAGAGAGCAGAUCCUUUUAUUCUGAGGCUGCAUUUUUGGGGGCAGGGGUCAUUUUUUAUGUUGCUUACCAGUUUGUAUCCAUGGCUUGGCCUUACCAAAGCAAAAAGGGUGCAGGAAAUGUAGAAUUACAUUUUUUUUUUCUUUAUUUUUUUUCCUUUUUUUUUUUAAGUAAAAGAGAUUAAAAACAUUCACAAACAUUUUUGUAUUACUGCCCCCUACUUCUGAUACUUGAAUUUCCUUUUUAAAAAGGAUUUGAAACCACAGUGUUUUAAAAUUAAGUCUGUAAAAAAAAGGUUGUUUUUCUUUUAUUUGUUUUUCGCUGUGUCCUCUGUUCAGUUCCUGACUCUUGAACUACAAUAAAUGAUGAUACACACUCGCAGAAA